Molecule: messenger RNA, 1170 nt
Organism: Prorocentrum cordatum
Lineage: Eukaryota; Dinophyceae; Prorocentrales; Prorocentraceae
Source: the annotation of a GenBank genome assembly
AGGGUCUGCAUGAGAUCGGACGGCCGCAAGAAGAUUCACACGACCUUCCCCGACGGCGGGGAGAUGGUCGAGGAUAGCCGGCUUCCCUACGUGCUUCUGCUACGCAAGACGCGGCGUCCGACAAAGCUGGGUGGUGAAGGCAAUUGGAAUUUCGAGGUGGGGCAGGCCCCGGAGCCGGGCUUCGACCCCCACUCGGACCUCAUGCGCACUUCUUCGACCAACCCGAUCUUCUUGCGCAAGGACGACACGCCUGAGCAUUUUCAGUGGCGCAUACGGAAUCUGGCCUACCCCGUGGACGUGUAUCCGGAAGGCUAUGCCCAAUCCCAGCCCAGGGGCCGAGAGCCGAGGAAGCGCACGCGCUGCUUUGUUAUGCGGUGCCUGCCGAGGAGCGCUUCGCAGGCUGCACCUUGGAAUUCGGACGGCGGUCCAUCAGGCCUCGGGACCUCCAGCGGUCGGGGCCCGGCGGGUAGCGUCAGCGUCGACCACGACAAGCAGGAGGUCGUGGUGCGGACUUCGAACAAGAAGUAUUACAAGAGGACUCCCUCCUGGAUAGGCGUUCCCGACCUCGCGCGAUGCGGCAAGGUGUUGGAAGAUGAGAAGUUGUCGUGGAAGCACCAGCACAACACGCUCAUAAUUUCUUACACCAAGCCGGAGGAGGUCAUCCUGCUGGAACAGAAGGUUAUGAGAGAAGCGGAAAAGGCUGCUCUUCACAUGUGACCCAGCCUGUUUGGCGUACUAGGUCUGCGGUGAAACAGGGCAAGGCGAGCAGAGGUGACCGUGCCUGGGUUGUGGUCCACAGGCCUCUAGGACGUUCUUUGGGAUUGGAACCCCAGCCACCCGAUUGAAAUUUGUUUGAAAUUUUGCACGCUUUGAUCGCGCGUUGUCUCACAACACAAAUGCAGUUUGUAGUCAGGAGGUUGCUUGGCCACGAAGUCGACAAGAAGCCUCCAUUUUGUACUGCCGAAUUCGGGCUGCCUCUCAUCAACCAGAGCUUUCCGCUCGCUCAGCGGGCUCGGCCCUACGCCGUAUUUAGUUGCACGUUGCAUGCUCCGCAAUUUGUACACCGAAUCCGCAGCUGGUAGAUCUGCAGCGCGCGCUCCUCCGUUUGCGUGCUGAUCGACGCCGGAUUAGUCGCCAUGUUGGUUUUGACAUUUGUUUGUUCUUCUUGAG